UCGGCUAAAAAUGAGAUACUAAUAUACUAAUUUUAUUUAUUAGUUCAUGGUUUUAUUUCCGUUUCGAUGAAAAUUUUAAAAUUCGUGCCAGAUUUUAGUUUCAUUCCAGUUGAAAGAACGCAAACAACGUACAACCAAGAAGGUGAGCGGCAGUCGGGAGUAAUAAAAUUGUUGAACAUUUUUUGAAAAGAUCCAAAAGCCAAUCGAAGUAUUUUCCGUUUUUUAUUUUUGUUUUUUGCUUAGACCUGCGGCGCAUUCGAAAGUAAAAAGUUGUGCAUACACCUACACCUACAACUUACUUUUACAAAAUGAAGUCAAUAUUAAUAUUUGCGUUCAUUGGUGCCUGCAUAUCAACAGCAUUUGGCAUUGAAUGCUACGAUUGUGAGUCUGCGACUGAUGCUCGUUGCAAUCAAUAUUUCGAGCCUGAAGGAGUCCGUACAACCGAUUGUGAUGACGCGGAUAUGCCAGAAUAUUUGCAUAAGUACGAGCGUCGCAUAGCAGCCACUGGCUGUUUAACGAAGGUGCACGAAGGCUUUGAUGGUCGCCGAUUUUAUAUUCGUCGUAGCUGCUACUUCGGUGACCCAGAAAAUACUGACGAAGCUUGUGAUGCUCAGGAUCCAUUUGCGCCAUGGGCGACUUUGCUUUCAUGUACAGUCUGUACGGAUGAUUUGUGCAACGUAAAUGCGAUCAAUACAGCUCAGCACAGCGUUAGUGUGUGGCGAAAACUUACUUUGCUCGGACUAACUUUGACAGCAAUGGCUUUAAGUCCAAUUUGUAUACUGUUUUAAUUAUUUCUUUAAUGAAAUCCAUGUAGUGUGUGUACAUAAUU
Anastrepha ludens (Mexican fruit fly) is the source of this 829-nucleotide messenger RNA. RefSeq lists its product as uncharacterized. Lineage: Eukaryota; Metazoa; Arthropoda; Insecta; Diptera; Tephritidae. The record is from RefSeq and is a predicted model, not a curated record. Bases 309 to 788 code for a protein of 159 amino acids. The transcript has 3 exons. Gene Ontology annotation, biological process: sleep; regulation of synaptic transmission, cholinergic; positive regulation of voltage-gated potassium channel activity.